AACGUUUGAAGUGCUUGAAUGCUUCGCCAAAAAUAUUUUUUGGGAAUACACGAGAAGGAAAUGGAGUAGGCCUGCCCCAGGAUAGUCCAUUUUCUAUUUACGAGCAUUCCACUUUUGGGAGAAUACAAUGAUAUAGAAAGGGGUGCUACUAUAUCGUUUCACCUGUUCCUGUUGUUGUAUGAGGUGGCUUAGCUUAUCCUCUGUUCUAAUCCUUAUAAUCUGUCAGAUGAACACGGAAAAUCUGUUUAUGCUGUACUGUAGUUUUAAAAAUAGCCGAUGGAAGCUGAUGGACGUGAGCCUGUGUGGCCACCACAUGCCUCCCAGGGUGGUGAGCAAGAUGAUGGUGUGUCAAGCUCACAGGGCACAAGCCAACAGGACAGUACAAGGAAUCGAUUUGCAUUGUCUUCAGAAGCUGAAUCCAGUAGCCAUGAGCCCGAAUCAACGAUGGUAGAGACAAUUCAGUCAGCUGAUACCAACCCACCCAAUGUUGUCAGCAUCCGUGUAGAGGAGAUUGCUACAGAUGUCAAUGAAACUGAGACUGGUGAUGGUACAUCCAUACCAGAUUCCACAGGGGUUCUAAGUGAGCCACCAUCUGACCUUUUCCUCUUGCAAGCAGCACUUAGCAUUCAGGAACGUGAAGGUGAGAUCAUACCUCAUGUGCCAGCUAUGCUACAGGAGAACCAGUUAGAUGAUGAGAUGACUGCUUCCACCUCAGGUGUAACAAGCCCUAAGAAACGUGGGCGGAAAAAGGGAUCAAAGAUUGCCCUCACAAAUCCUUAUGCCCAUGAAGAUGAAGCUAGUUCUAUAAUUCGCCCUCGUAGAAAAUCAAUUAAACCCAUAAACCUCAACGCAGACUUUGAAAUUGACGAAGAAGAAGAUGAAAAGAAUGAACCAUUUAAUGAAGAGGAUUUUCUGAAGCAGGGUGUAUUUCAUACCAUCGCAGAUAAGCCUGUAACCUCUCGUGCAAGGGCUAGUCUGCCAGCCAUGUUACAGAUAUUCAAGGUUGAGGAUGGCCAAAUAGGUGUAUUUGCUCGUAAAAAUGUUCCAAAACGAACUCAGUUUGGACCACUGGAGGGCAAACUUCGGAAUACAGAAGAUGAAGUGGCAAAUGCAGUAAUCAAAUGGAAGGUCCAGAAGGCAGACCAAUCAACAUUGUUCAUGGAUUGUUCUGAUGAGUCAGAAUGCAACUGGAUGAUGUUUAUCCGGCCAGCCAAACGGUACAGUGAGCAGAACCUUGUUGCAUUUCAACAUGAAGGCAACAUUUAUUUUGCCACUAUGAAGAACAUUGAUCCGAAGACUGAACUGAAGGUCUGGUAUACUAAGUCAUAUGCAGAGUUUGUUGGAGUGGGUGUUCUGGAAGCCACUGCAGAGGAGGUUCAAGAAAUGGAAGAAAAUGACAAGACUUGGCCUUGCUUUGAAUGUAACAGAAAAUUCCGCACAUCAGAUCUGCUUCAGCGUCACCUUGCAACCCAUGAUUCACUCCAUACUAAACCACAAAGAGGAAAAAAGGGUAGAAGAGGGCGGCCUAGAAAGUAUCCUGAAGGGUAUCGUAGCCGUUUAGCAGUAGCUAAGCUUAAACGAGCAAAGGGGUUAAAGCUGCGAACACAAGAUGGCUAUGCAUGUACAGAAUGUGGUAAGCAGUUUGCCAGGCUGUACAGCUUAACCCGUCAUAUGUUGAUGCACUCUGGAGAGAAGAAUUUUACUUGCCCUGUUUGCAAGAAAACCUUUGCUCAUACAUACAACAAGCUGAGACACAUGAAGAAACAUGAAGAGGAAGCACAAGCAGGACAAAGAAGAAGUCGUCGUGGAAUUGAUGAAGAGGAGGAAGAUAUAUGGCCUUGCUUUCAAUGUGACUUGUGCUUUGAGAGUAAUGAGCUUCUUGAACUCCACAGUAACAUUCAUGACAUGAAUGAAACAAUGGAAGUAGAUGAAAAAGAAUCAGAUGGUGCAUUACAACCAUUGUCUUUUGUAACUGAGGUAAUAGAAACAGCUGCAAAAGAAGCAGGUAUCACCGAUGAAGGUGAGAAUAAAGACAAAGAAGCAAUGGAAGUUGAUGAUGUGAAGGCUACAAAUGAUGAUGAAGAGGAUGACGAUGAACUGUCGCCUGAAUUGGUGUGUCCAGAAUGUGAUGAAGAGUUCCAAGAUAAGAAGACAUUAUGGUUGCAUGCCAGUGCUCAUGGUCAGCAUAAGCCUGGCAUUGCAGAUCAAUAUCGUGAUGCCUUCAGAUGUGAAAUAUGUAAAAGAUUCCUACAGGACCAAGAAAAGCUGGAGAAACAUAUGGAAUUACACACUAAAGAUGAUGAGAACCUGAUUCAUUGUGAAGUCUGCAACAAAGCAGUACAAAGUCGGUCUGCUCUAGCGUGUCAUAUGAAGAUUCAUGCUGAAGAGAGGUGUUUGCAGUGUCCUUUUUGUGAAGAAUCAUUCGAAAAAGGAGAUCUGCUUAAACGCCAUGUAGAGGUUCAUCGCAAAAAUGGGCAGUAUGAAUGCCCACAUUGUCCCAAGAAAUUUAAUGAAUACCCACAGAUAAAAAAACAUAUUCGUAGCUUCCAUUCUCAGAAAGAAUUUCCAUGUGAUCAUUGCGACAAAGUUUUUCCGAGACCAGACAAACUUCGUCUCCAUCUUCUGCGACACUCAGACAAGAAGGACUUCCUUUGUGCCAACUGUGGAAAACAGUUCAAGCGCAAGGACAAAUUAAAAGAACACAUGCAACGUAUGCACAAUCCGCAAAGAGAAGCAGAGAUUGCCAUGAAUGCUAACAAGCCAAGGAAGAUUCCAUUCAAACCACAAAUCCCUCCCACUGAUGUAGAUCGCUUCACAUUCAAGUGCAGGCUUUGUCAAGUUGGCUUUAAGCGACGUGGUAUGCUGGUGAAUCACUUGGCUAAAAUGCAUCCUGACGUCGUUAUUGAUUCUAUUCCUGAGUUAAAUCUCCCAAUUGUAAAACCAAAUCGUAAUUAUUUCUGUGCAUAUUGUGAGAAGGUGUAUAAGAGCAGCAGUAAAAGGAAAAUACACAUCUUGAAGAAUCAUCCAGGAGCCCAGUUGCCUCCUAGUUUGAGAGUGACCAAAGGUGACCCAAACAGUCCACUAGGAGAUCCUCAUACAGCUCCUGCUGGCACAACAACCACACAUUACUUUGCUUGUGCACAUUGCCCACGUCAGUACAGUACCAAAGCUAAAAUGAUGGACCAUGUGCGCAAGAAACAUAUGGACACUACUCAGCAGACACCAUCAGUUUCGUCUAAACGAGGGUCUGUGGUAAGCCAGAUAGCUAUUAUGCAAGAAUCGCUUAAUAAUGAAUUGGGCCAUAUCAUUGUACAUGAUAAUAUGCAGCAUGGUGUUCAACAAGUUGUAAUUGGUGGAGACCAAGUAGUGUUCCCAUCUGGAGAGGCUGCUGCUGCGGUUGCAUUAGCCGCUGCUGCCACAGGACACCCUGCAACCAUCACAGUCGAAGCUCAGCAAGAUCAUCAAGGAGGAGAGGCAGUUGAAAUACAACAAGUAGUAAACCAAGAUCAGCUGCAAGCACCACAGACUAUUCAAAUUAGAUACAUUGAAACAGCCAAUGGCCAACAGGCUCAGGUGAUUCAAGGAGAACCUGUCCAAGCUACUGACUUACUAACACAGGCCAUGACGGAGCUUUCCCAAUCUAUAAAUGAAAUGCGUCAGCAGAGUGGCGGAGACUAUCAACCUGUGCAACAAAUUCAAAGAAUUAUCCAUCACCAAGGACAACCAACAAUUCUUCAGACUCUAAAUGCUCAAAUACCAGUCUCACAGAUCCAAAUCCCAGUCUCACAGGUACCAGUCUCACAGAUAACCAGUGCCAGUGGUAUACAAAUUCCAGUUUCACAAAACCUUCAUUCAUCAGGUAGCAUCACUGUUACUCCGAUUCCUGUGACUCAGAUUCAGGCCGGUUCAAUAGCUGCUACACAACUUGUUGGAUCUCAUGCUGGUUCUGUAGCUACAACAGUGGAUUUAUCACAGGUUCGACAGAAUGUUACACAAUUCCAGCAGCAGCAACAGCCAACUGAUCCAUCAGGUCCACAACUGACCCAGCUUCACACUGUAGCCCAGUCAAUGAGUCCUGUGCCACAGCAGCUGCAGAUACAAGUGCAACCACAGCAACCUACACAGCAGGUCACGCAGCAGCAAACACAGGUUAUCCAACAGGCUCAGCAAGCUGGCCAACAAACACAGCAGCAACCACAACAGGUAUUCAUACAAAGCAAUUGGGCUCCGUACCAAACUUUCCGUUAAACAUAAUUAAAACAUUUGGAUUUCCAUAAACAUCGACUUUGGAAAUAAACUAUCAAUAUGGUAAUUUUUUUGCCAGCUGUAUAUUAUAAUACUGUAUUGUAAAAAAUUCUUUACAAAUUUUUGUCUUUAUGAACUAUAUUAUAUGUAUUACUAGUUUUUUUUACUGUAUUUUAAAUAAUAAUAUGAUAUUAGAUCGUGAUGAAUAAGCAUUAAAAGGCAAUCGUGACGUCAUCAAACUUACCUCCAACUUUAUUUUCCUAUCACGAAACACUGAAUAAUUUUCGUUAUUAAACUGUUGUGCGGAUCGUGUGAAAUAAACCUGUUUUACUUAUGUCAUGCAGCACAGCAUAAGCCCAGGUAAAUAUGAAAGAACCAUACAUUUCUUUGCUGGAACAUCGCCUUCAUUCAAAUGCAGUGGCAUUUUUCAUACGCUAGAGCAAUUUAAACAAAUUCUCUGUUUAGUCUGGGCUGAAGAGGUGAAUUUAAGAUCGUGUUUGAUGAGUAUUAAUCACUGAAUGAAAAACGAUGUUAGCGAGAAUAAAUGUACUACAUAUAGCUAGAAUCAUGUCCAUGAUUAUCAUAAUGUUUACUGCCAUAAACCUCUUAAACACCAAACCUGUGACAAACUUUUAUCAUAAUCAUUCUUUCAGGAUCCAAUAUUUUUGCCGACGGUCAUAACAUCACUGACUAUAAGGUUUCUGUUACGUAUUCCAUACCCAUUGUCUGAUACAGUAUACCAUUAUUUUACAUAGUGGAUAUAUACCCCAAAAGUAUCUAGAUACAGUAGUUCGUCUAUUUGUAUACUGUACUGUAUUUUAAUCUUUCAGAAAAUUUUAUGUUAUGGGUAACAUCAUGUGCAAGUCAAGAAUGUUAUACUGUAGUGAAAACUAAAUACAUGUACUGUUAUUACCAAUAUGACUUUAGACUAAUACUAGCAUUGCCAGCAGUGAACCGCAUAGGGUUAUUUUCCGGACUUGAAUUCAUAUUACGUAGUAUUUAUAAAAUAUGAUGUACAAUUGUGAUUUUGAGUUUGAUCUGAUUAAAUUUGUUCAUAUUCUAGUACUGUUGAAAAAUGUUGUUGGUUUCCUUUCUUUAAUUUAAAAAAUGGUGCUGCUUAGGUGUAAACCAGUGCACAUAAGUUUUUGGAUAGGAGUACAAAACUUACAGAAGUCUAUUCUAUUCAAAUAUUGCCUAUGGAUGUCUUCAUUAUGAUUGUUUCAUUUUACAGACAGUAAUCAAAAUUGUUGGCUUCGAAAUACAGUAAUGAAAUUCAGUAUAAUAAAUCAAAAUAUUGUUGGUAAUGUUA
Molecule: messenger RNA, 5554 nt
Organism: Anneissia japonica
Lineage: Eukaryota; Metazoa; Echinodermata; Crinoidea; Comatulida; Comatulidae
Product: PR domain zinc finger protein 10-like
Exons: 8
Coding region: 277-4248 (1323 amino acids)
Cellular component (GO): nucleus
Molecular function (GO): protein binding
Source: RefSeq, a predicted model, not a curated record